CGGCGGGGGCGCCUCGAGGGCUGCCGGCCGCGCAGAGCCGUUCGAGGAGAUGGACCUGCCCGUGGAGGACCCCGGGCCCCCCCAUCACUCUGAUCUGCUGCAGCCCCCCGUCUCGGGCCCACAGCUGUGUGAGCUGCGCACCGCCGUCUCUUGCUUCGCCGAGGAGACCGUCUCGCUGCUCUCGGCCAACGGCCUGCUAAGCCAUUCCCUGCUCAGGACCCAGGCCGGCGCCGGGGCGAGGCCGAAAGAGCCGAGGGGCCCCUCGGCCACGGCCCGGCGCAAGCGAGAGUUCACCCCAGACGAGAAGAAGGACGACGGCUACUGGGACAAAAGGAAGAAGAACAACGAGGCAGCCAAACGGUCUCGGGAGAAGCGGCGGGGCAGCGACCUGGCCCUGGAGGGGCAAGUGCUGGCCCUUCUGGAGGAAAACGCCCGCCUCAAGGCCGAGCUCCUGGCGUUGAAAUUUCGCUUCGGCCUGAUUCGGGAUCCAACGGAGCCUUCCGGGCCGGUGGUUCCCGUCGCCGCUGAAGCCCCCCAGCCGAUACCCACACCCCAGCACUACCCGGCGGCCCUCGAGACCCCCCGGUACGCCUGCCCCUUCCGACCGGAGCCUGCCGCCAGCUCGGAGGACUCUGGGUUCUCCACACCGGGCAGUUCCAGCAUGGGAAGCCCGGUUUUCUUCGAGGAGCGCGACCGGGCCGAGGAAGGGAGUAUGUACGACGGGCACUGCCUGGUGCCGGAUCCCUCGGAGGACGCGGCGGAUCUGGGCCGAGGGAGCCGCUACGAGGCCGGGGAGAGCGUCAAAGGCCUCCCCCACAAGCUGCGCUUCAAAAUGGCCGGCGGGUCAGAGGACAUGGCCGGGGAGCCGCCGGGACACUACCCGCCGUCUCCGCCGGCGGGAAGCUGGAGGGGGCCCACCGCGCGCGAGGAGCCGAGGAACGUGGGCCCCGCGGCCGUGGGGGCCGCGGCGUUCGGCGGCUGCUGCGAAGCGGAGCCCUCGGCCAGCCACCUGCCGCCUCUCCAGAGCGCCGGGUACCAGACGGAGAACAGCAGCCUGCGGAACCAGCUGGCGUCGCUUUCGGCCGAAGUGGCGCAGCUGAAGAAGCUCUUCGCCGAACAGAUCCUGAUCAAGAUGAACUGAGGAAAGGGCAGUGCGGAAGGGCGGGCCUCGGAGGGGGUCCGCCCUCCCUGUCCCCCAUACCAAAGCCUGUAUGUAUAUUGUACAGAAUCUGGCCCUGCAGGGUCCACUAGCCCCCCUCCACCCUGUCCUGUUUGCAUUAAUAAAACUCCCUCCUUGGAAUAUGUGAUUUCCCCCCCUACUGUAGUGGUUUUCAUACGGUACAGCUUUUUUGCCCAGGAACCGUCACACACUUCAGAAGAUUCCAGAGAGCCAGCUUUUUCUAGCGGUUAGAGCGUCAAGACUAGGAUCCGGGAGACCCAGGUUCGAAUACCCACUCCGCCACGGAAGCUGGCUGGGUGGCCUCGAGCUGGUCGCACAUUCGUGGCCUGAGCUACCUUACAAGGUGGUUAUGAGGAUAAAAAUGGAGGAGAGGGGUUUAGGCCGCCUUGGAUGCCCGUUCGGGAGAAAGGCAGGAUAUACAUGAAGUGAAAUAAAUAAAAAUAAAAGUUCAGGGGCAGCCGGGAUACCGCGCAUUCCGUCGCCGGAGGUCCCCAGCAUUUCUGCUGCUUGAGCAGCUGCCGCAUUCAGGCCCGUGGCUAGGGUGGGGCUUUGGGGGUCUCCGCCCCCUUUCUUAAAGGC
Messenger RNA from Gekko japonicus, 1759 nucleotides. RefSeq lists its product as uncharacterized. Gene Ontology annotation, molecular function: DNA binding; DNA-binding transcription factor activity. Gene Ontology annotation, biological process: regulation of DNA-templated transcription; circadian rhythm. The coding region runs from base 50 to 1141 and encodes 363 amino acids. Gene Ontology annotation, cellular component: nucleus. The transcript has 3 exons. The record is from RefSeq and is a predicted model, not a curated record. NCBI's taxonomy places the organism in Eukaryota, Metazoa, Chordata, Lepidosauria, Squamata, Gekkonidae.